Messenger RNA from Bipolaris zeicola 26-R-13, 2028 nucleotides. RefSeq lists its product as uncharacterized. The record is from RefSeq and is a predicted model, not a curated record. Gene Ontology annotation, biological process: DNA-templated transcription; regulation of DNA-templated transcription. Gene Ontology annotation, molecular function: zinc ion binding; DNA binding; DNA-binding transcription factor activity, RNA polymerase II-specific. Lineage: Eukaryota; Fungi; Ascomycota; Dothideomycetes; Pleosporales; Pleosporaceae. Bases 1 to 2028 code for a protein of 675 amino acids. The transcript is spliced from 3 exons.
AUGUCUCCACUGAAGCGUCCAAGCGACGAUGCGGACCAUGAGGAUGGGCGUCGGCCAGCUCCACGCACGCCGAGGAUUAGAGCUUGUGCAGAGUGCAAGAGACACAAGAUCAAAUGCGAGCCAGUAGACAAUGAGACAAAAUGCGCAAAGUGUCUGAGAAGCGGCACCGAAUGCGUGCCGUACAACAUGAACCAGCGCAUUCUUGACGAAGAUGUUGCUUGGAAAGCAAAAGCGUCCGCUGAAAUGGCACGCAUGCGCACAGCGGUGCAGCGUCUGCUCGCGCACAAUAAACUCCCAGGCCUGGAUAGCCCGCCAGAAGAAUCGCCUCAGCCGCCAUCAGGACAGACUGUGACUGUGACGCCGACUAAUGUCAUAUCGGAGAGUGGCCACACUACGCUGUUGGUUCCUCCUCUGAUGGAUAUGACGCGCGACAACUCUGUUGAACGCGAUUCCGGCGAAGAGUCUGGCUUGGUGACGGCGCCCAUGAGAAGUUUGUACGACCUAACGCGAAUCCGGAACCUUCGGAGCAGCGCACGGUGGAAGCCCAACUCAAACUCUGUAGACGAGGACUUUAUAGCUCAAGGCGUCGUAUCCCUGCGGGAAGCUGAAGAGCUGUUCCAGCGAUACAUGCAAGAUAUGCGGUUGUAUCUAUGGGCUGGCGUGCUGUUUCCAUACAACUCACUAAGUGCAGUGCGGCGCCACUCGACGCUGCUAACAGCAGCUGUCCUGACGAUAUCAGCACUGCACACGCCGGGACAGGAUGAGGCGCUGCAAAAGUGCUACGGCAUCUUUGUAUCGCUAGUCUACAGUGCUACGCUCGCGCGGCCCCAGAAUCUCGACGACAUACGUGCCUUGGCGCUUGCUGCAUUCUACGUCCCCAACCUAAGCUGGAAACUCGCCGGAAUUGCAAUUAGGAAUGCGGUAGAAAUGAAUUUGCAUAUGUCUUACCAGAAGUUGAUGCGGGGCCACGAGGAUCAGCGGGAUAACGUCAGGCUGUGGCUUACACUGUACGUGUGUGACCACCAAUUCAGUAUCGCGUAUGGACGCCCGUCAAUGGUGCACGACGACGUUGCAGUCAAGAAUAUUGAACGGUUCCUCGACAGUCCCAAGACCACGCCUGGCGAUAUUCGACUCGGAGCUCAAGUUACGCUCUUCAAGAUCCUGACCGAAGCCUACGUUGUCUAUGGCAGCGACCCAGAGCAACCACUUACCGAGCCCGACUUCCAGCAACUCCGCCUCUUCAACUUUGCCAUUGAGCAGUGGCGCCUAGCAUGGCAAGCAAAAUCCGCAGAUAGCCCCGCAAUAGGCUCAUACCCCUCAAAAGGAGUAGUCCUAUACUACCACUUCGCCCGCUUCCAACUAAACUCCCUCGCCCUCCGAGCCCUCCCCCCUCCGAACGCCACAACAUCCGAGUCCCUCUCCUACGACCGCCGCGAAGCCGCCAAUAUCGCCAUCACCGCCGCCACAAGCACCCUAACCCUCAUCUUCGAAGAACCAGACCUCCGCCGCGCCAUGACCGCCGUCCCCAUCUUCACCCACACCAUGCUCGCCUUCAGCGCCACCUUCCUCCUCAAAAUCGCAAAAACCUGGGGCGGCGUCGCCCAAGCCCAGUCCCCCGAAUGGGCCACCGAACCCCUGGGUCUCGGUCUAAAUUUCAACAUCAAUCAAGUCCUCUCGCUGUCCCGUCGCUCCGCCUCCUUUUUAGCAAAAGUAGCAGAUACUCUGAAUAAGAAACACAUCACUCGGCAUAUCGUGCAGGGUAUCAACGAUCUACUGAAAAGAAUUGAUGUAGCGGCGGGCACGCCGUCGGCGAAUACAUCGCAUAAUUUCACGGCGCCGUCGCCGGCUACGUCGCAGAUUUUCGAUCCCGUCAAGGCGGCUACGCAGAGCCAUGAGGUCAGUGCUGAUCCGGUGAAUGAGUACAACAUGUAUGACUUGAUUGGGUCGUAUGGGUUUGGGUUUGAUGAGACGUUUUUGGGGCAAGGAGCACCGACGAAUAUGGGGUUUUGGCAAACGGAGCAUUUUUGA